AUGGUUUUAGCUAUUGCUAUUGAUUCUACAGUUUAUCUCUAAACUUCUCAAAACUUCCGAUUUUUUUAUUUGAAUUGGUGGCAUUAUCACUGAAUUUAGUGUUGAGAAUCUGAGAGCAUAGGGUUUCUUUAAGUCUGUGAGGGAACUUGGGAACUGUGAAUGCCUCAUUGCUCCGGCGAAUUCUGCAAUUUUCAUCAGAUUUUGUAUUGUUUAGGUAUUUUUGGGAGAUAAGCAGGAUGACAAAUGGGGGUGAUGAUAAAAGGUCAAAAUGCCGCCGAGAUUCCCACACAGCUGAAGAAGUUAUUACUAGUCCAUUGAAGAAAGGCCCAUGGACGUCUACAGAAGAUAGUAUUUUGGCAGACUAUGUGAGUCAGCAUGGAGAAGGAAAUUGGAAUGCAGUCCAGAAGCAUUCAGGGCUAUCUCGUUGCGGAAAAAGCUGCCGUUUGCGAUGGGCAAAUCACCUAAGACCAGAUUUAAAGAAAGGUGCAUUUACUACAGAAGAAGAACGGCGUAUCAUUGAACUCCAUGCUAAGAUGGGAAACAAAUGGGCUAGGAUGGCUGCAGAGCUGCCUGGACGCACAGAUAAUGAAAUUAAGAAUUACUGGAAUACAAGAAUAAAGAGACUGCAACGUGCUGGUUUACCAAUUUAUCCUCCUGAAGUUUGCAUGCAAGUUCUAAAUGGAAGCCAUGAAAGUUACAGCAUGGGUACACCACAAACAACGGACACACAUAACUCUGAUCUUAUUCAAACUGAUCAUUUCGAGAUCCCUAAAGUGGAGUUCGAGAAUUUAGAACUCAAUCGAGGUCACUUAUCAUAUUCACCGCAUAUGCUUGAGAUAUCUGGAAGCAACAUGCCGAAACAAGGUGCGCAUCCUUCAGAUUGUAACAACUAUUUCCAACAUUUGCAUCCUGCCAAACGUCUUCGAGAAUCAGAUCAUAUUUUCCCUGGUCUUGAUGGUAGCAUUGGCAGUCUCCCGGCCUUUAUUCAAUCAGUAGAUUGUUCUUCCGAGAAGAUUACAGAUUCUUUCGGUUAUUCUUCUUUAUAUGAUUCUCAUCCCUUCAACUAUUACCAGCAACCGCUGGCUUAUCUUUCCGGCAGUCAUGCCCUAUUAAAUGACAAUUCUUCUUCUUCUGAGCCCUUUUUCGGGGCUGUGAAGUUGGAGCUCCCUUCACUCCAAUAUUCAGAUACUCAACAAGAUAGCUGGGGAAGACCCACUUCCCCACUGCCUUCCCUUGAGUCUGUUGACACUUUGAUUCAGUCUCCUUCGACAGAACAGAGCCAGUCAGAUUGUCUCUCAACACGAUGUGAUGGCACGCUAGAAGCAGUAAUCUAUGAAUCACAAUCCCUGAAAAACUCAAAAAAAUGUUCAAAGCACCAAACUUCUGUCACUUCUGUCGCACCUCGUGAUGUAGAGGAUUGUCCCUCAAUACCCCGUGGGACAGAAUGGGAAGUACACGGUGACUCAAACUCUCCCGUAGGCAAUUCUGCUGCAUCAUUGUUUAAUGCUUGUACUCCUGUCAGCAGAAGCUCGUCAGAUGAACCAGGAUUUGAUAUUAAGCCCAAAAUAGCUAAUUCGGGUUUGAGCACAUUUAUGGAAGACAAAGAAGCUCCCUGUAAAUUUGACUCUACAAGGCCAGAUGUUUUACUUGGUACAUUCUGGUGUGGGUUUAGCAGCGGCCAUGUCAAGAACGAAAAUUUUCGUAAUGAGGAUGUGCAGGUACCAUUUGAUGCUGAGAGUUUCGAUGGAGAUUGGAAAUGAGAUUUGCGUAAUUCGUCGGCUGAUCAUUGACACUUAAGAUUUCAGAUGUGCUCACAAUCUUCUGGUUGCGAUUACUUAGAGAUGUUCUUUCAAGAAAUUGUGAACUAUCGCGCCACAAGUUGACAUUUUCAUCUCCGUUAUGGUGCGAAUGCCUGAGAAUUUCUGGAUUGGUUCAUUUUAUGUGCGGAUAAUGUGAAAUUGAGACAUGAUUGUGUGUAUAAUGCCACAUAAUAAUCAAAUUUUGCUCUGUAAUUACAACACUUGACCAGUCUUGAUUUCAUAGCAGUUCUUGUAGGUAUUUUUGCACAAAAAGGGCAAAAAGAAACUAUCCAUGGAUUGGAAGAUCCUUGUAAGGCCCGUACUCUCACGAGAUUCAGACUAUCGUCUUAUUGUAUUUUGGUGACUAAAUUUUAAUUCGUUUCAUUUUAGUUUAUUUUAAA
Mercurialis annua (annual mercury) is the source of this 2200-nucleotide messenger RNA. Its product is annotated as transcription factor GAMYB-like. Bases 237 to 1760 code for a protein of 507 amino acids. The record is from RefSeq and is a predicted model, not a curated record. Lineage: Eukaryota; Viridiplantae; Streptophyta; Magnoliopsida; Malpighiales; Euphorbiaceae. The transcript has 4 exons.